CUCCGGCCAAUGGCCCCUUCUGGCCCCCCAAACCCAUUCAGCAAAAGUGGGGGAGCUUAGGGGCGGAGUGAACCCCUGUGCCUGCGGCAGGGCAGUGUGGUGCCAGGCUGGGCUUGCCACAGCUCCUGCUUCUCGAGUCCAGGACUAGCUGGUGGCCCUUCACCUUGGCUGGAACCCUCAGACCAGCGUGUCUGUGCUGAGUGUGGGUGGGGAACUCUAAGACAGGCGUGAGGGGGUUCUCUGAAAAUGUAGAGAGUAGUGCGUGUGUGCGGGGGUUUACCAGGAGGUCCAUGAUGCUAAUUGAGCUUCAGGGCCCCUCACUUGCUCCGGACCCUUCUAAGGCCCUGCACCUAAUUUUGAGUUCAUAAUUGUAUGUUAGUUUCAUAGAUAGGCCCCCCAAGUUGUAUAAGUCUCAGGCCCCACAAAACCUGGAUCACCCCAGCAUGUUUUUCUAGCCAGAGGCUCAUGAACACUUCUGAUUCUCAGGGGAGUCUGUGGCCCCGCCCCCGAAGUUUGACAACCUCCAGUGUGGCAAUUGGGGCCCCUGGAUCCAGCAGCCCCUGUGGGUAGAGCCACUUCGCCACCUGGUGGUUGGGUCCUGGAACUGCGUGUCCCUAUUUACGGGAAGAAGCUGUUCUUGACUGACAUUUUAUCCCUGUACCCAGGCAGGCAGCUCCCCACCCUGUUAAAGCCUGGGUCUGGGGUGUGGAAGCCCAAUCUUCGGUCUAGUUCUAUGCCUCAUACAAACCAACUUGGGUUAUCUGUGGUUUGGAAUUAACUGUAGUGCCUCACUCAUCCCUUCACUGAAUAUUUAUUAACUCAACAAUGGCUAUCAGGCACCUACCAAGUAUCAGGCACUGUGCUUGGCGUGGGUGAACAAUGGUGGGUGAGGCAGACAUGGCUCUGUCCUCAAGUUGAUCAUAGUCUGAGAUGACAUAGAUCAAGCAGCCAGAGAAAUAAAUACACAUUUACAAGAGGCUGUAUUAGAGAAUCUGACCUGGUCAGGAAAAUCUGGGAGAGCUUCCUGGAGGAGGUGACACUUGAGCUGAGUCUGAAUGAGCUGCAGUUAACCAAGUAGGAAGAGAGGAAGAAGGAACGCAGAGGGGGAUGAAGGGACCCAGCAUGUGCAAAGGCCAAGUGGCUUACUGUGAUGAGGUGUACUCUAAGGUGACCACUCAGGCUGCUGUGUGGAUUGAAGGCAGGCCAGAAAGGCCAGUGGAAACCAGCAAGUGUCUCGGGCUGCAGAUGUGAUGGUGGCUGGAGCAGGGUGGCAGUGGAGAUGGAGAACAGCAGAGGGAUUGGAGAAAUGGGAGGUAAAACCAAUAGGGCAUGGUGGGGGGUGGAUGCAGGGGAGAAGGGAAGAUAAGGACAGGGUGACUCACAGGUUUUUGGCUGGCUGCAGACACAGUCCUCUGACAAGCAGGCUGGGAGUAGGUUUGGGGAGGGAAAGAUGAUGUCAGCACAGAGACUUGCAAGUUGCCCAACAGUUAGAAAAUGAGGAGAAAAUGGACUGAUACCGCCUCAACGGACUGACCCUAAGUGGGUCUGGAUGGCAUCCCCACGGGCCUUGGCCAGCAUGUGGGUAAACCCUGCCUUCCCCUCCUGCACUUACCCAGAUGGGGCACUGGAGUCUGUUACUCACUCAGGUAAUAGUUGCCUUAGUUGCCUGGUGUCGACUCUGGGCUGGGAUCCAGGGGCACAGUGGGAAGCAGCCCUGGCCAAGGCUUGUCCAGAGCCGUCCACCGGGAAGACCUGCCUUCCAAAGGCCCUGCUGAAUCUGAGCAAUGGCCGCAACGACACCAUCCCUGUGCUCCUGGAUGUUGCGGAGCGCACGGGUAACACGCGCGAGUUCAUCAACUCGCCCUUCAGGGACAUCUACUACCGAGGUCAGACCGCCCUACACAUUGCCAUUGAGCGACGCUGCAAACACUACGUGGAGCUGCUUGUGACCCAGGGAGCUGAUGUCCAUGCCCAGGCCAGGGGCCGCUUCUUCCAGCCCAAGGAUGAGGGAGGCUACUUCUACUUUGGUGAGCUGCCCCUGUCCCUGGCUGCCUGCACCAACCAGCCGCACAUCGUCAACUACCUGACGGAGAACGCGCACAAGAAGGCGGACAUGCGGCGGCAGGACUCCCGCGGCAACACGGUGCUGCACGCGCUGGUGGCCAUCGCUGACAACACGCGUGAGAACACCAAGUUCGUCACCAAGAUGUAUGACCUGCUGCUGCUCAAAUGCGCUCGCCUCUUCCCCGACAGCAACCUAGAGGCUGUGCUCAAUAAUGAUGGUCUCUCGCCCCUCAUGAUGGCUGCCAAGACGGGCAAGAUUGGGGUCUUUCAGCACAUCAUUCGCCGGGAGGUGACGGACGAGGACACAAGGCACCUUUCCCGCAAGUUCAAGGACUGGGCCUAUGGGCCAGUGUAUUCCUCGCUCUAUGACCUCUCCUCCCUGGACACAUGUGGGGAGGAGGCCUCCGUGCUGGAGAUCCUGGUGUACAACAGCAAGAUCGAGAACCGCCAUGAGAUGCUGGCUGUGGAACCCAUCAAUGAACUGCUUCGGGACAAGUGGCGCAAGUUUGGGGCCGUCUCCUUCUACAUCAACGUGGUCUCCUAUCUGUGCGCCAUGAUCAUCUUCACCCUCACCGCCUAUUACCAGCCGCUGGAGGGCGCUCCGCCGUACCCCUACCGCACCACGGCGGACUACCUGCGGCUGGCCGGCGAGGCCGUCACGCUCUUCACUGGCGUCCUGUUCUUCUUCACCAACAUCAAAGACUUGUUCAUGAAGAAAUGCCCUGGCGUGAAUUCUCUCUUCAUCGAUGGCUCUUUCCAGCUACUCUACUUCAUCUACUCAGUACUAGUGAUUGUCUCAGCGUCACUCUACCUGGCGGGGAUCGAGGCCUACCUGGCUGUCAUGGUCUUUGCCUUGGUCCUGGGCUGGAUGAAUGCCCUUUACUUCACUCGUGGGCUGAAGCUGACGGGCACUUACAGCAUCAUGAUCCAGAAGAUCCUCUUCAAAGACCUUUUCCGCUUCCUGCUGGUCUACUUGCUCUUCAUGAUUGGCUAUGCUUCAGCCCUGGUGUCCCUCCUGAACCCAUGUGCCAACAUGAAGGUGUGCAGCGAGGACCACACCAACUGCACGGUGCCCACGUACCCCUCGUGCCGCGACAGCGAGGCCUUCAGCGCCUUCCUCCUGGACCUGUUCAAGCUGACCAUCGGCAUGGGUGACCUGGAGAUGCUGAGCAGCACCAAGUACCCCGUGGUCUUCAUCAUCCUGCUCGUCACUUACAUCAUCCUCACCUUCGUGCUGCUCCUCAACAUGCUCAUCGCCCUCAUGGGGGAGACAGUGGGCCAGGUGUCCAAGGAGAGCAAGCACAUCUGGAAGCUGCAGUGGGCCACCACCAUCCUGGACAUCGAGCGCUCCUUCCCCGUAUUCCUGCGGAAGGCUUUCCGCUCCGGCGAGAUGGUGACCGUGGGCAAGAGCUCGGAUGGCACCCCAGACCGCCGGUGGUGCUUCAGAGUGGACGAGGUGAAUUGGUCUCACUGGAACCAGAACUUGGGCAUCAUUAACGAGGACCCAGGCAAGAGCGAGAACUACCAGUAUUACGGCUUCUCGCACACUGUGGGCCGCCUCCGCAGGGAUCGCUGGUCCUCGGUGGUGCCGCGCGUGGUGGAGCUGAAUAGGACCUUGAGCCCCGACGAGGUGGUGGUGCCUCUGGGCAGCAUGGGCACCUCCAGCUGUGACGGUCACCAGCAGGGUUACGCCCCCAAGUGGGGGACUGACGAUGCCCCCCUCUAGGGGCCGUGGGCAGGGGUAGGGUCUCUGGACGGCAGCGACCCUCCCCUCCCCCCCACGCCCAUUUCUAGUCUGCCUGCAUUUCAGUGACACCUCCCAGGGUGUUCCUCACACACUCCUUUGCUCCCCAGAGGUGAGGGCCCGGCGCAGAUGCUGCGGAGGCCCCAGGACCCUCUGCUCCCCAGGCUGGCGCCCCCAGCUGUGCCUGCCCACCCUGGGCAGGAGGCUCCUGGCUGCCUGUCUUGCUCCCAUGGAGUCACUUAAGCCAAUUCCAGGGCCUCUCUGCCCACUGGCGCUCAGACCCCCGCUUCUCCAUUAUUUAUUUGCUCUGCUCUCAGGAAAGCACUGUGACCCCUGCCCCCAGCUGGACCCCGGCAGAGGCCUCAGGACCCCACUCCAGGCGCACUGCUGGCCGAGGCCCGGCCCGGCCUGUGUCCUGGGCUGCACACGUCACCUUGUUCAGCAGUAGCGUGGCGGCUUUGCUGAGGGACUGGGGCCCUCAGGGUCGGGUCGAUGACCUCUGGGUGUUCUGCAGAGAAAGUGGGACUUGCCGUGCUCAAUAAAUAUUCAUUCACUGAUG
This is a messenger RNA of Manis pentadactyla (Chinese pangolin), 4367 nucleotides long. It is a transcript of the gene TRPV4, whose product is annotated as transient receptor potential cation channel subfamily V member 4. The record is from RefSeq and is a predicted model, not a curated record. The transcript has 14 exons. Gene Ontology annotation, biological process: osmosensory signaling pathway; actin filament organization; calcium ion import across plasma membrane. Lineage: Eukaryota; Metazoa; Chordata; Mammalia; Pholidota; Manidae. Gene Ontology annotation, cellular component: cilium; membrane. Bases 1550 to 3790 code for a protein of 746 amino acids. Gene Ontology annotation, molecular function: protein binding; calcium channel activity.